AUGGCUGUCUCUCUAUCACCCAACCUGGGAACCAACUAUGCCCCAGAUGAAAUCCAGCACCCAUAUAUUAAAUUUUCAGAAUGGAAGUUUAAGCUCUUCAGGGUGAGAUCCUUUGAAAAGACAUCCGAAGAAGCUCAAACAGAAAAGAAGGAUUCCUCAGAGGGGCGAGCCUCUCUGGAGCAGUCUCCAGCAGUUCUGGAUAAGGCUGAAGGUCAGAAGCCAGCCCUGACUGAAACAGCAUUCAAGACCCACUGCAAGUUUGUGAAAAAUUCCCGUGGCAAUGGGAAAGCAAGAGACAAAGCCAUCCACCAAGCCAACCUUCAACAUCUAUGCCGCAUUUGUGGAAAUUCUUUCCAAACCGAUGUGCAGAACAAGAGAUACCCAGUCCAUGGACCUGUGGAUGGUAAAACCCAGGGCCUUUUACGAAAGAAAGAGAAGAGGGUCACUUCCUGGCCGGACCUUAUUGCCAAGGUUUUCCAGAUUGAUGUAAAGGCAGAUGUUGACUCGAUCCACCCUACUGAGUUCUGCCAUAACUGCUGGCGCAUCAUGUACAGGAAGUUUAGCCAUGCCCCAUGUGACGCUUACUUCCCCAGGAAUGCGACCAUGGAGUGGCACCCCCACACACCAUCCUGUGACAUCUGCCAUGCUGCCCGUCGGGGACUUAAGAGGAAGAAUCAGCAGCCAAAUCUGCAGCGCAGCAAAAAACUCAAAACUGUGGUGGCUGACAGAGCGAGGCAAGCCUGCCACUGCAAGAGAAAAGCUCAGACAAGGGUCAACAACAAGGACGUCAUGAAGAAGAUUGCCAACUGCAGUAAGAUGCAUCUUAGCACCAAGCUCCUGGCGGUGGAUUACCCAGUGCACUUUGUGAAAUCUAUCUCCUGUCAGAUUUGUGAACACAUUCUGACAGACCCUGUGGAGACCAGCUGUAAGCAUGUCUUUUGCAGGGUCUGUAUCCUUAGAUGCCUCAAAGUCAUGGGCAACUACUGUCCCUCUUGUCGAUAUCCCUGCUUCCCAACUGACAUAGAGAGCCCGGUGAAGUCCUUUCUGAGCAUCUUAAACUCCCUGAUGGUGAUAUGUCCAGCAAAAGAAUGCAAUGAAGAGGUCAGUUUGGAAAAAUAUAAUCAUCAUGUCUCAAGCCACAGGGAAUCAAAAGAGACUUUUGUGCAUAUUAAUAAAGGGGGCCGACCUCGCCAGCAUCUCCUGUCCCUGACCCGGAGAGCUCAGAAGCACCGUCUGAGGGAGCUCAAGCUGCAAGUCAAGGCUUUUGCUGACAAAGAAGAAGGUGGAGAUGUGAAAUCCGUGUGCCUGACCUUGUUCUUGCUGGCACUGAGGGCGAGGAAUGAGCACAGACAAGCUGAUGAGCUGGAAGCCAUCAUGCAGGGCCGUGGGUCUGGCCUGCAGCCAGCUGUCUGCUUGGCCAUUCGCGUUAACACCUUCCUCAGCUGCAGCCAGUACCACAAGAUGUACAGGACUGUGAAAGCCAUCACAGGGAGGCAGAUUUUUCAGCCUUUGCAUGCUCUUCGGAAUGCUGAGAAGAUCCUUCUUCCGGGCUACCAUCCCUUUGAGUGGCAGCCACCUUUGAAGAAUGUGUCUUCCAGCACUGAUGUUGGCAUUAUUGAUGGACUGUCUGGACUGUCCUCCUCUGUGGAUGAUUACCCAGUGGACACCAUUGCAAAGAGGUUCCGCUAUGACUCAGCAUUGGUAUCUGCUUUGAUGGAUAUGGAAGAAAACAUCUUGGAAGGCAUGAAAUCCCAAGACCUUGAUGACUACCUGAAUGGUCCCUUCACCGUAGUGGUGAAGGAGUCUUGUGAUGGAAUGGGAGAUGUGAGCGAGAAACACGGGAGUGGACCAGCAGUUCCAGAAAAGGCCGUUCGUUUUUCCUUCACAAUCAUGUAUAUUACUAUAGCACGUGGCUCGCAGAACGUGAAGGUGUUCGAGGAAGCCAAACCUAACUCUGAACUGUGUUGCAAGCCAUUAUGCCUUAUGUUGGCAGAUGAGUCUGACCAUGAGACCUUAACUGCCAUCCUGAGUCCUCUCAUUGCCGAGAGGGAGGCCAUGAAGAGCAGCGAAUUAAUGCUGGAAAUGGGAGGUGUCCUUAGGACUUUCAAGUUCAUCUUUAGGGGCACUGGGUAUGAUGAAAAACUUGUCCGGGAAGUAGAAGGCCUUGAAGCUUCCGGUUCAGUCUACAUUUGUACCCUUUGUGAUGCCACCCGUCUGGAAGCGUCUCAAAAUCUUGUUUUCCACUCCAUUACCAGAAGCCACACUGAGAACCUGGAGCGCUAUGAGGUCUGGCGUUCUAAUCCCUAUCAUGAGUCUGCGGAAGAAUUGCGGGACCGGGUGAAAGGGGUCUCGGCCAAGCCUUUCAUUGAGACGGUCCCUUCCAUAGAUGCACUUCACUGUGACAUUGGCAACGCGGCUGAGUUCUACAAGAUCUUCCAGCUGGAGAUAGGUGAGGUGUAUAAGAAUCCCAAUGCUUCCAAAGAGGAAAGGAAAAGAUGGCAGGCCACCUUAGAUAAACAUCUCCGGAAGAAGAUGAAUCUAAAGCCAAUCAUGCGGAUGAAUGGUAACUUUGCUAGGAAGCUCAUGACCCAAGAGACUGUUGAAGCAGUUUGCGAAUUGAUUCCCUCUGAGGAGAGACACGAGGCCCUGAGGGAACUGAUGGACCUUUACCUGAAGAUGAAACCUGUUUGGAGAUCAUCAUGCCCUGCUAAAGAGUGCCCAGAAUCUCUGUGCCAGUAUAGUUUCAACUCACAGCGGUUUGCUGAGCUCCUUUCUACCAAGUUCAAGUAUAGAUACGAGGGCAAAAUCACCAAUUAUUUUCACAAAACACUGGCCCAUGUCCCUGAAAUUAUUGAGAGGGAUGGUUCCAUUGGGGCGUGGGCAAGUGAAGGAAAUGAGUCUGGCAACAAACUGUUCAGGCGCUUCCGGAAAAUGAACGCCAGGCAGUCCAAAUGCUACGAAAUGGAAGACGUCCUGAAACAUCACUGGUUGUAUACUUCCAAAUACCUCCAGAAGUUCAUGAAUGCUCAUAAUGCAUUAAAAAAUGUUGGGUUUACCAUGAACUCGCAGGCAAGCUUAGAGGACCCGCUAGGCCUAGAGGACUCUCUGGAAACUCAAGAUUCAAUGGAAUUUUAA
Messenger RNA from Chrysochloris asiatica (Cape golden mole), 3135 nucleotides. RefSeq names its product recombination activating gene 1 (gene RAG1). Bases 1 to 3135 code for a protein of 1044 amino acids. The record is from RefSeq and is a predicted model, not a curated record. Gene Ontology annotation, molecular function: sequence-specific DNA binding; metal ion binding; double-stranded DNA endonuclease activity. Lineage: Eukaryota; Metazoa; Chordata; Mammalia; Afrosoricida; Chrysochloridae. Gene Ontology annotation, cellular component: nucleus; endodeoxyribonuclease complex; DNA recombinase complex. The transcript has a single exon. Gene Ontology annotation, biological process: pre-B cell allelic exclusion; V(D)J recombination; adaptive immune response.